AUGGUGACUCUUUACUUAUGUGUGUAUCUUGACAGUUUUUUUUCUCUCUGGAGAUGUUACUCCUCAGUAGGCAACAGGCGUGUUGGAAAGCAGCAGUUGUCCAUUGGUUCAAACUGCGACCGACUGGGCACUGUAGAGCAUGAGUUCCUGCAUGCUCUGGGGUUCUGGCAUGAGCAGUCCAGAGCGGACCGCGAUGACUACGUCAACAUUAUAUGGGACCAAAUUGAACCUGGUAAGGAGCACAACUUUAAAACGUAUGACGACACUGUGUCCAACACGCUGGGGGUCCCAUAUGACUACAGCUCUGUGAUGCACUACAGUAAGACAGCCUUCAACAUCCACUCUGAGCCCACCAUCGUCACAAAGAUCCCACAAUUCAUGGAUGUGAUUGGUCAGAGGAUGGAAUUCAGUGCCAGCGACCUAGCCAAGCUCAACCUGCUGUACAACUGCACUAAAUCCUCCACCUUUGUAGACAGCUGUAACUUUGAGGAGGAGAACAUCUGCGGGAUGAUUCAGGGUUCCAGCCCGGCCAUGUGGGAACAGCGCAGCUCUGUGUCCGGAGGCCCUCACACUGACUUCACCAACAUGGGGCAAUGCAAAGGAAAUGGCUACUUCAUGCAUUUCAGCACAGAAUCUGCUGAACUCGGGGAGAGCGCUUCCCUGGAGAGUCGUUGGCUUUACCCCAAAGCUGGAGCUCAGUGUCUGCAGUUCUUCCUCUAUAACACUGGGGCAGCUGAUGAUGUUCUGAACAUAUGGCUCAGAGAGUACGACCCAGCCAGCCCCGGCGGCAAACUCCAACUAUUCAAGAGCAUUUCAGGAGGAGUGACGGGCUCCUGGGAGCUGCACACCGUCAACCUGAGCGUGACCCGAAAGGCCCGGCUGGUUUUCGAGGGGGUGAGGGGAAAGAGUCCGUCACAUGGAGGUUUCUCUCUGGAUGACAUCAACCUGUCAUCCACAAAAUGCCCCCAGCACAUCUGGCACAUCCGGAACAUCAGCCACCUGCUGGCCACCACGCCACCAGGACAGAAACUGUACAGCCCCCGCUUCCUGUCUCCGUCCGGUUACUCCUUCCAGGUGGCUGUGUACCUGAACGGACGAAGUGGCACUCCUGGGUACAUGGCUAUCUACUUCCACCUGACAUCAGGCCCCAACGACCACAGUCUGAAGUGGCCGUGUCCAUGGCAACAAGCCACCAUGGCCCUGAUGGAUCAGCAGUCUGAUGUCAGACAGCAGAUGAACAUGCACCGCAUGGUGACCACCGACCCCAACAAGAUGUCCUCAGAUGGUACUGAGUUUUACUGGGAUGACCCCAGGAAGGUGGGCUCUAUGGUAACCGGGUCUGACGGCAGCUCUUACUACCGAGGCCCCGGCUAUGGGACCAGCACCUUCAUCUCACACCGCAGGCUGAGGAGCAGGAGCUUCACCAAGGGAGACGAUGCCUUCUUCCUACUCAGUCUGGAAGAUGUAUCCGAACUACUGGCUCCUCAGCCUCUGCCCCAGACUGCAGUCUUCGCUGUUGGCCGUCUGAUUGGAGCAGCAGAACAACCAGCCAGUCAGCUCUCUGCAGCUACAGCAGUGGGAGCGUGUGUAGCAGCAGCCAUGUUGUUGGUAGCCAUGAUGAUUGUGGGUAAUGUCUGGAGGCUGAGGAGAAGAACUAGGAGGAGGGAACAACAUGUGAGGAGUGGCUGCAUGGUCAUAGAGAACAUGCCAGACUGCGUUGACAGUGAGCAUCCAGCCACAGACUCACCUUCUACUUUAUCUGCUCCAUGAUGGCCAAGAAAAGAAAGAACCACCGACCGCUGACCAGACUGUCUGACGAUUAUCAGACUCUCCAUUAAAAUCUAUGACACCA
This is a messenger RNA of Gambusia affinis (western mosquitofish), 1852 nucleotides long. Its product is annotated as meprin A subunit beta-like. NCBI's taxonomy places the organism in Eukaryota, Metazoa, Chordata, Actinopteri, Cyprinodontiformes, Poeciliidae. The record is from RefSeq and is a predicted model, not a curated record. Gene Ontology annotation, biological process: proteolysis. The transcript has 10 exons. Gene Ontology annotation, cellular component: membrane. Gene Ontology annotation, molecular function: protein binding; zinc ion binding; metalloendopeptidase activity. Bases 1 to 1770 code for a protein of 589 amino acids.